UAUUUGCGCAAGUUCAAUCCUCCAUCGUCAUUGUUAUUAAAUACGCUGGAUGCGGUCAAAACGGUUAAACUCAAAAGUGAACAAAGAAGCUAUGGAAAGUGUGCAAAAGACUCAACUCGGCUCGACAGAAUGUGCACAAUGUGUGGCUUUUCGUAUAUUUAGAGCAUGAUAUUGUGUCUAUACAGAAAAGUAUGAUGCGCACAUAGCGCGGAUCGCAAAUACAAAUACAAAUACUGGUUUCACUGGUUCAAGUUUUCAAUUUCGUUUGGUUGAAUGUGCGCUGUGCUGCAUUGCGUUGCACUCGACUUAUUCUUGCACAAAAAUGCCGUAUGUUCAUUCUUAUUCUUCUCUUUGCACUCUCGUUUCAUAUUCUACCAAUAGCAGUCACCGCUCUAAAACAAGCGAUUACGGACGCUUGACUCGUGUUUCAUAAGCAAAUUUUUUUUUCGCUUGUGGUCAAAAAACAAGUCUGGUUUCGUUUGGUCGAAAAUUUCUGGCAAAAAAAAAUUUGAUAAUAAUUUCGCAUCAUUGAUAUAUUCAUCGAUAGAAAGAGCAAAAAAAAAAUCUUGCGCAAUCGUUGUUUGUCAACGACGAAAAAAUUUGUUUGGUCCAAACGAUAACGACAACGACGACGAAGAGGUGUUACAAAAGUGUGAGUGCUACACAGAGCAAGUGGCUGUGUGUCUUUUCAGCAGAUCGUUUUCUUUCGCAUGACACAAUCAACGGGUUUAGAAGAAGAGAGAAGAAAGAGAGCGUGCGUGUGCGUGUCGAAUUGAUUUGUCUAUUGGAAUUCGUUAGUGUGCGAGCACAACCAACCAAAUAGGCCGUUGAAAUCGAUGUCGGUUUUUCUUCUUCUCGUUUUUGUUUAACGGGUGUCGACGACAAGUGUUUUUUUAAAUGCAAAUUCCAUGUUGUUGUAAUUUUUUCGUUUGUCAGAAAUUUUAUCUCGCUCGACUCAUUUGUAUAUGCACACACACACACACUGUUUAUGAUUAUGGUGAGAGACGAUGAACCAUGUGGCUUAUUUGAAAUCAUCUUAACACAUUGAACACCAUCGGAAAAAUCGGCCAUUUGUCACCGAAUAUUCGCUACAAAGCCAGCUAACAGAACAGUUGGACUGACGCGAAUUCUCCCGCUUCAGAAACUGAAAAAAAAAUCAGCCGUUCUGACCGAAGGAUAGCAUUAUCGUUUUAUCGAAUUGUAAACGAUAUGGCUGACUAAGAAAAUUUUAUUCAGAGAAUGUGACGCACACUAAAUUUAUUUGUGACUUGUUAAUAUGUGUUUUUGUUUAAAAUUGAGUGUAAAUGCAUUCAACUCUAGAUUUUCUUUGUUGCAUCGUGUAAUUAAAUUGUGUGCGUUUUUUCCAAACAGAAACCAUGUAUAAUCGUUUGAUUCAGGGCUAACAUGUGCUUCGUUGUGUAUUUGUGAGAAAAUUAGUAUGAUCCGAAAAUAGCCAACACUUUGUGUUUUUUUUUCUGCUGCUGCUGCUCAUUCGUUAGUUCAAAAUGCAAUUUGUGAACCAAGAGUUGAACAUAGUUUAACAUUUUGUUGGUUCAGCGUUGUGUGCUGAUUUUUUCAAAAACAUUUCGACAUACUAUGCAUAUAUGAAUCCCAUUUGAGUGUAAUAUUUCGUGCCAAAAUUGGAUUAACUUAAGAUAUUUUUGGAUUUUGGCGACAGCUCGCGUUGAUCUUUUAACAAUUGUGUCAAAUAUUGGUGCUACCGUUCGCUGGUCAUUUGGUGAAACAUUCCAAAUAUGGCAUCCUACGAUGAUUUAGAUUUUGAAUGGUCGCUUUUAUGCAAAGAGAAUGAGUGUGCUGCGUGGACCGAAAAUGGUAAGUGUUUCACUAAUGCUCACGCUUAUUCGUUCAAUUUGCCCAUAUUUUUCUUUCGUUCAAUUUGCCAAUUAUUUUUCAACCGAAAUAAAACAAUAACAACAACAAAAAUGACUCAAAAGACCAUGACUCGAUUGUGUAACCAAACUACUUAUGAUUACAACGAGAACGCUUAAAUUCGAUUGCGACAAAUUGCUAAUUAAAUAUUUACACCAGAACCCCCACAAUAUUUGCUUUAGAUAUAUAUAUAUACUUGCCACAGGUACUUUGACUUUGUGUCGAAAUUAACAUCUUUAAGCAGUUUGCAAACGAAAGAGAAAAACAAAAAAAAACCUUAAAUAUAUUCAAUUGGUUCUUCUUUUUUUUCUUCGAAACGAGAAUUUUUUUUUCAGCCGCUUUGAUCUUUUAUCACACGAUGAAGAUGGGUUUUGUGUGAGUAUUGGUGGACAUCUCAUUAAUAUUCAUAUGCGGACAAUUUUUCGCCAAAGUAGAAUAUUUUAAACGCUGUGUGAUGUUGAAAUGUUCGCACCAAACAUUUGCUGUUUUUCAUUUCUUCCACUUCAACGGCAGAGACGGCAGUCUCAGUCGAUGUUGAGUGCUUUUUGAACGAAAACCACUAGAAGCGAAAUGAAUUUUUGCAUCUGACGUAUUCGUUUAAUAUCGAGGUAAUGUCGUUCUCCGUUUGUUUGUUUGCUGUUUGAAGACUGCGUGUGUACCGUUCGAAUUCGAUUAGUGGGGAGACACUUAUUUCAAUGCGUGUGUUUUGAAUAAUAACUAAAUUGGUUUGAUUUUCAAGAGUUUAUGCGGUUAAAAUAACCAUGAUUUAUUCAACGUGUGAAAAAAAAGAAAACUUGAAACAGGUUCUUAUGUGGAAUGCUUCACACUGGAAACGCCUGGACAAUAGCCAAACGAACGAACAUGAUUGUCGUGCAUUAAGGGAAUAUCUCUUCGAAAGAAGGAGAAAAAAAAUUCUCUCUUGAACGUGCGAUAUAUUAAACAUUACCGUUCCAAAUAGACGCCCCAUAGAAUGUCUCCAUUUCAUUUGUGUUUCAUCUGUCUUCAAUGACUUUUUCCAUUGUUGCGUCGAUUCGUCUCUAUUUGUUUUGUACUGUAUUGUCGUCAUGUUUGACGCAUCGAAACCAUUGUUUCUAUCGCACAAUAGCUCAAAAAUGUGCAUAAUUUGUGGUCUUUUUGAAAUAUGAAGAUAAUUUCGUGUAAAGACAUCUUGCAAACAUACAUUUGCUUUUGUAUAGCAGAUGACAAACGCUGUGAAAUGAAACGAAAUGUGAAAUGAGGCAAGAACCCAAUCAAACAAUAGCGAGUAAUAUUUUAUCUAAGGCAAACAUAACUGUCGUCUAAUUGAAUGACAUUUCUGUACACAACGUACACUUAACCUAAAACAUCUUUGUGUUGUGAUGAUAAUCAAAUGCAUUUUCUCUCAUUGUUUCAUACACAAAAAAAUCCACUAAAAUGAGAGUUUUACCUAUAAUUAAACGAUAAUUUAUGCCGAUAUUCUCAAUAUAUUUUGAAAGGCUUUAUGGAAAUUUCCUCUGCACCAUGCUGUUCAAUUAGGUCCUCUUUCGUAUCAACAAUCUAAAGGAAAAUUGGUUCGAAAAAAAUGGGAUUUCAGCAUUGUCAUCGUUUGUUAUUUACAUUGCAUUAGAGAAACGUUUUAUGGGCUUGAUCACAAAACAUACUUUCACUUGGAAUCGGCAAUAAAACGAUGUCUUAGACGAACACUCUUAGUUUGCAAAGACAUUGGCAUGAUCAAGUACAUCGAGAGCUCCAUCUCACCCACAAUGUAUUACACCUUCUGUUGCAUGCACGCGCGCCUUCAUUAUACACGCACACGUUUGCCGGCGCAUUAAACAACAUCGUAAAAAAUCCUACAUCCGUUUUUAUGGCAGUUACGAUGAAAGCGAAUUUUGGUCUCACCAUAAAUUGUACACCAAGGUUGGUGCUGCUGUUUUUUCUCUCAGUUCUUUGGACUGAAGCAGUACGCAGACAUCGAAUAUCAUUACGAAUGCAAAUGAGGUAGAACAGGUGCUACGGAAAGGAAACUUUGGACUGGUGGUUUUUUUCAAUAAAAUUAUUUAUAUUGUUUUAGAGAGGCCGUAAAAGUGGAGGUAUCGAUUAGCGACACGACACCAUGCAACUUCUUACUACGAUUGCUGCGUUACGCCAACUAACUCUUUUGGGCAUUUGCUAUUUUAUUACCCGUUGUAUUCUCCUGUUUUUUUUUGUACACGGUCUAAAGCGACAAGUCGUUUCUAUAAAAUGAUGACUCUAAAACACAUUAUUAGUAGUCCGUUCGAUGCAAAAAGGUGUUGAAACAACUUCCUCAAUGCUUUUUAGGUGGACACUAGACAUUUAAUCACUGUUUAAUCACGUCCAUUGCAAUUUAAUCAAUCAUUGCAACCGUGUUGAUGUUGAUGUGAAAUCGCCACGCGGUUUUUUUCUUCUUGCUGUUUCAAUGGGCAAUUUGAACUUUUUCGAUCGAAGAGACAAAAAAACAACGCCAAAAGUCAUAAAACAUAAUCAAUUACAAAGUCGUUAUGAAUCGAAGUCAGAUCUCUUGGAAAAGAGAAAUUUUUGUAUUUAUCAGUUGUAUCGUUUAGCAAAAACUACCAUGCCCCAUGUCACGUAUCAUUAGAUUUUGUUUGUGCAACCGCAACAUUGUAGUUUGGUUGUCAAUCGAAUAAGAUGUUUGUUGUUGCAUGAAAACAGACAGACAAACGAUCGUUUCGUGUGCGGCUGCUGCCUCUGCUUGGAGCUAAAAAAAUUGAUUAACGAUGUCAUAUCCAUCGAAAAUGAAUUGAUUUACUGAACGCGAUAAACAUGAGAAACGAUCGCAUUCUAAAAAAAAAAUUGGUUUCGUUCUGCCUUCGCUCAAAACAAAACGACCACCUAAUUCGAUAAUGAACGGUUUGGACGGGCAUUAGGCUGCAUAUUUUCGUAAAAUUGAUCACGAUUUUCAAUUACAUGCUACAGUUUACAAUCGAAAAACAUGCAAUUUCGUACGGGAAAUAUGGAAUUCUCGCAGUGGAUUUCGUGGAAUUUUGCAGAGAAUUCAUUCAACUUAUAAAUGAUUUACAAUUCAACUGCAGCUUGACAUUUAUACGUCGCUAUUGAUUUAAAGACUGAAUUCCGGACCACAGAAACAAGCGUCAUCGACAACAGCAACAAGCAUGUACAUUGAGGUAAUUAUUUUACGGGAUGGGACAGUAUGUGGUUUGUGAAAAUUUCGUGCGAUAUUUGGCUGACGAUACGAUCAAUUGGAUAGGAGCUGCAUUCUGAGAAAGGGCAAAUCGUGCCCGUGAUGACAGAUAUCAUAUUUAUCUUCUUUCGAUUGUAAACCGGAGCUGAAAACGUUUGUUUUUUUUAACGGUUUUCUCGUGGUUUCACUUGCAAUCGAUAGUUAGAAAUAGGUCAAUAGUGCUGAAAUUCAUCUUGCUCAUGAGCACCGUUGCAGCGAUGAAAGUGAAAAUCCAUAACGUUUCUAUCAAGUUUUGAUUGAUCAAAGUUCAAUGACCUAUCAUGCACCAUAUUCUCUUGAAACAAGCUAAAAUAAUUCACGCUUAAAAAAGUUGUCAAUUCAACUUAAAUUCCAAACACACGAAUUCCAAUCUAAUGAAUGCAGCUCAAUGACCAAGAAUUCAGUUUAUAGCAACGCUUUGUCGAAUUGCAUGUGCUUGGAAAUUAGUGCAAUCGCAACAAAAAUCAAUAAUUUAUAACCGGCUCAGCCCACAUUUAGAGCGAGUUUUUUUUCUUCAAUUUUACAAGUGUCCACAGUAAAUGGGAAUUAACUGCAUUGGAUCACACAUGAACGAGAAAUAAAACUUCGGAAAAGAUCAGCCGCUCGAAAAACUGUAACAUUUGAAAUGACAACGACCACAAAAAAGAAACAAGUUACAGUCUGCAUCCAAUUUUAAUCAUUAUAUGUUUAGUUUCGUGAAUAAUGCAAACGGUGAGCUGCUAACUUGCCCAACAUGGUUUUUAAAAAAAGAAAUACAACAGAAAACCACCGUGUGACUCGUCGAUACGGUUUUUUUUCCCUAGUUCAUCAUAGGCAUUUCUAUCGCUUUUGGCUCACGUUUGGCGACAAUUGGCGACUCGAUCGCUUCCUGCUCGUUAUGAUGAUAAAUAUCAACAUAAAUUGGAAUUUCAAACAACGAAGAAAAGGUUGCAUCGUUUCCAUCAUUUCUUUUCGAUAAUAGAAAACAGACGAGGUAAAUUGAAUGAGUAAAUCUAUUCAAUCGAUUAUUUUUACGUAAAUCAUGAUAAUUAUCACUCAAUAUAACUCGUUAUUAUCAGUUUAUUUCAUUUUCGAUAAUUGCCAGCCAAUUAUUCACCGUUGAAAUGCGCAAUUAAUUGGAGAAUACGGCGUCAAUCGCCGCUCUCAUUGCUCAACAUCACAGAAGAAAUAGCGGAGUGGUUUUUGUUUUCGUCUAUUGGACCCUUUCUUGUACAUAUAAGUGAAAGUUAUUUGUGGCCAAUAUGGUUUCGGUUGUGAAUUAAUGCUUGUGGAGGCGUUUCGCUGAGUAAAAAUAUACAAUAUAUUAUCGAAUGGCCAGCGGCGGCGUCGAAGGCAAUCACAAAAAGUAAUAAUCAUAAAAAUACUUUGAUUUCGCUGUGCUAAUAAUUAUAUUAACAAGCGUUAAUUUUUUCGGAAACUUUUGCGAAUAACAUUUCAAUUGAGCCGCUCGAAACUCAAAAUUGAUUUUGGGGCUUCGAAUUUCAUCGACAUUUAUAUGUGACCACGCGAAUGUAAUGUUAACAAAAAUUCGAAAAAUUAUAUGUUUUUGCUUGAUUGGAACCGAGUUGCAAUACCAUAUAUUGAUAACAACGCCCAUUCUCUUACUCUCUUCACCAGGCCGGGGAUGUAUUGCAAAUAAUUUCAUUAAGUUGCAGAAUUAAUACAAAAUAAAUUACUAUUUAUUCGUUCACACGAACCACAUUCGUGCUCAUUCAUAACGCUUUAGUUUUUGAAAUGAAUUCCAGGGAGGAUUCAGUCGAAUGAUGAUGUUCUUCUAACCUCAAUCCCAUUGAAUUCGUUUUCAAUUAAAAUGUGCUGAGGUCAUUGAACUAUUAAUGCAUUUUUGAAGAUUCGUUUCGUUUCUCUCCUUUUUCGGUCUUUCAAUCUUCCUUUUGAAUGCUGUGAGAACGUAACGUUGGAUCAACUCAUUGUUCGCCAUUAUUCUUCAGAGAAUUUAUUUACCCAACGAAGGUGCGUACAGAAAGCAAAUAAAAACAAAGCAUUAACAAAAAAAAAAUCCGACCGGCUACUGGCAAACUGGUAUAUAUGUUAUGCUGCGUUGUGUCAAACGAUGUAAACAUCGGUUCGAUCGAUAAUUUCGACUACUGAAGCAUAUACACUCCGUACACAGCAGCAGCAGCAGCUUCGUAACUGUCAUGCGCACAAUGUGCCAAACACAAUGACCGAAUGACAUGUACGCAAUUCGCGAUGCUACUCUAGCACACGUACGGGCUGAUUUUGUUAGGCAGCCGUAACGAGGUGCAUUCACACAUACAUACAUACAACACAUCGUCCAUAUGGUACACACUACUCUUGCCAAAAGGAUGGAAAGGAACAAAAACACAGGAAGAACGCGACCAUCGGGUCUGGCUUGUUAUUACUGUAUCGUGUUUAGUCGCAAUAAAAUUCGGCUGAACAAAGGGCUAAUAAGGUAAACAACAGAAAUUCAAUGGUACAAGUGAAAUAAACCGAUCCAAGUGAACGUGUUCAUAAAAACUGAAAGUGAUUUUGUGAUUGAUAAAACAAACGAAAUUUAAGUUGUAAAUUUAUCUAAGUGAUAUAUAUUUAAAACGCAGUCAAAAUGAGUUUAUAUAAUGAAAUGGGCUUAGACACAGCGAUGGACGACGGAACAUCCAAAUAUAUGCUAGACGAUUUGCAAUUGGCAGCAGAACUCGGCAAAACACUGUUGGAACGGAACAAAGAGCUCGAAGGUACCAUCAAAAACCAACAGAAUAUCAUCGAUGAUCAGCUACAAGAGAUAGAGUAUUUGACAAAACAGAACAACGCAUUGCGGGAGGUGAACGACACACGGCUAAAGAUCUAUGAAAAUAUCGAAAUUAGCAUACAAGAUCUGGAAAAGCAGAACCAUCGAUUGAAUGUGGAUAACUCGGGCGUCAAAAAGAUCAACAAAACUUUAACCACCACCAACGAAACACUCGAGGAGAAAUGCGAAGAGUUACGUAAACAAAUCGAAGAAUUGCAUCGCGAAGUGGAAAUUGAACGGCGUAAAAAUGAGCGAUUACAGAUUGAACAACGAACGAAAAAAGAUGAAACGGUCACUGCACCUACAAACAUUUGUUCGAGGCAACCAGAUUCGAACAAAAAUAUGAGCAGCACAUCACAAAUCGAUGUGGUGGUAGCGCAUGCAAUGACAAGCGAUAGUCAAGCGAUGGGCAUCGAUGAGGUCGACCGUCGACUAGCCGAAACAUGUGAUAAUGAGGAAAUCAUGAACAUCAUCACCGAAUUGGAUGGCACUAAACGGCAAUUGAAUGCGGAACGGCAACGCGUAUCGGAACUUGAAGAUCAACUGUCAUCAUUAAUUCAAGAUAAUCGUGAGCUACAGAAUCGUGUCGCACAAAGCGUGGCGUCGGACAUUGGUGAAAUGAGGUCGAUGCACGAUGAACUGGCCAUACUCGAAGAGUCAGGACAAGGGAAAAUGUGCCGUCGUUGUUUGCGUGGUUUCGAUGAUGAUACGUUAACCGUACCCGAUUACGCAUCAUCGAUUGCAUGCACCGAAGACGGUGACGAUGCUAGUCUCAAUGAAUUGCUGCAGCAACGCACAAACAGUGUUCAAAACAUAUACAAUUCGCAGAUCAUCACAGCAAAUCAGGAUGUGUCUAAUGCGGAUUCAACGCUAUCGGCACCCAGUCCAAAUCCAUACCGUGAUCUGGUCGACAAGUAUGAAGCAUUGUUGGAGGUUCAUAAUGCAGCGUUCCGAAAUCGACAGGACGAAUCAACACCAACCAGUUCGUUGCAUGACGAAUUGGCUUCGGGCAAUUCAAGUUCGGCCAAUACCAGCAAAGAGGCGAGCGAACCAAGCCCACAGAACAAAGAGAAUAUGACUGCGGCAGUAACUGGAGCUAAACGAAAACUCAACUUGCGUACACCAACCGAUUUCUCUGAAGCAGAAACAUCCAGCUCGGGCUAUUCGGAUGAAAUCAGCAACAAAUGCACACAAACCGAGGAGACAUUCUUGUGUACCAUCGCUGAUGGUGACGAUAAAUUUAGCAUUUACGAUGAAACAUCACCGAUUGACUCACGUUUCCGUCAUUGCCCGAAAUAUCGGCAUUUGUUCAAGGAGAUUUUUGCGACAUUAAAAAAGGCUGCCGAGAAUAAAGAUGAGGGUGAAAAAUUGCCACUGCUUGAUGACACCAAUCCGGCAUUUAAGGUGCCACCAGUUACACCGGCCGUCGAAGAGUUACCGACCUUCCCUGAAGUUGAAGACACCGAGAGCGUUAUUUCGUCCGUUGUGUCCGAGCAAUCCAUUGCAAUGUCGGAAUGUGUCACGAAACAUGAGCGCAAAACGGCCAAAAAGAAGACCGGCCAAGAGAACAAAACGCCAACGAAGAAAGAAGUAUUCGAAAAUGGACGAACAUUGACGCCACACAAACGUGAACCGCUCGAAUAUUUGGCGUUCAACAAUUUACGCAAAAAGAACAAGAAACGAAAUCGUCAAGGUGCCAUAGAUCCAUCAGAUUCACCAGCUCUCAUUCCAACUUCGCCACGAUUUUUCUAUGCAUCGAAUCGCAAGAGACGCGAUCGCGUUGCUUACGACUUCCCGAAGGAUGGGUCCAAUGCAAACAAUGCCGAUGGUGCCCAGGGUACAUCAAACAAUUCGGAUGUCGUUUGGAACGGUAACUCAAUCACCGUUUACAAUCGCAACAUGCAGACCGGACGAAAAACGACUGCAACUGGUGAAACAGUUGUUUUUCGCACGAAGAGUGCCGCUGCACAUGAUCUACACAAACUCAUGAAAUUGGAUCUAUCGUAUGCCGAGGUAUUGCGAUGUGCCGAUCAAACCGGCAAAAAUAAGCUAAACUACCGUCGAAAAUGAGCUGUAACGUGAACGAGAACAAAAGAAUGUCAGAGCUAUUUGAACUGUCUUAUAUUUUUUUAUUCUUCUCAAAAAUGUGCCACAAGAGGAACGGACAAUUUCAAAACUUCAAAUAUUUAUUUAGAUUUGUCUAUCGAUUCCAACACAAAGUCAUAGAAAUUUUAACGAUUUAGUUUCUUUUUUUUUUUGCAAUUUCUAUUUAGGAAGAUUUUCUCAAAUUUCUGCCGCCAAUCGCGGGCAAGAUUUGCAACAUUCCCAAUUUUUUUUUCUAUAAGAACAAAUUCUCUAUCUUUAUUCUCAUUUUAUAUUUACACUGAAAAAAGGAGCACACUACACAGAACCCUAGCCGAUUUAAAUUAGAGAUAGAAUUUUGUUUUAGGAAAGUUCGCGAAAGAAAAAAAUCGAAGACAUUUGCACGAGAAAUCAGAAACACAGCUCUUGAUUUAUAGUCUAUUUAGCCAUUAAAAAUAACAACACAUCAGUAGCCAUACAGAAACAAUAUUACGUAAUAUUAUUUAACACGGAAAAAAUGAUAAACAACUGUUGCAAAAAACGCAUGUGCAUAUUAUACACGGCUUGUAUAAUUUAGUUAAAUUUUUUUUUUGCAUUGUACCUAUAUUGUUAGAGAGAGAAAAAGAAAUCGAGGAGUUUUUAUCGCGCAAUUUAUGGUUUUAACACCUCCUAAACGAAGCAACUGAUUUUGAUACCGUACAAUCAUUACUUACGGCCAAUAAACAAUAUCAGCUACCAUUCGAAAUCAGAGCAGUGCACGAACCACGAUGAGUUUGAUCAAUAAAUUUUGAGCUUAAUUACCCAUCCAUUGAUUACAGUUCCAAUUGUAUUUUUUUUAGUUUUUCAUUUCAACCGAUUUCCUAGCGUUCAAUUGUACAUUUUCGAGUAAACAGCAAAUAAGAGAAAAAAAAAUUGUCCAAAAAAUAUGUUUUAUGUACAAAUUUGGUUUUUAAAAUAGUUAAGUUAUUGUGAAUGACUUUAAAGAAUUUGACGAUUUCGUUCAAACGAUAUGCAUGUUUUUCAUUUUUUUUUUCGUAAAUUUGUACAUUUGUUUUUUUUGUUCAAGAGCGAGCAUGAUCUGAACGUUUAAAACAAAAUAAAUUUUGAAUUUUGAAACAGAA
Sitodiplosis mosellana (orange wheat blossom midge) is the source of this 11056-nucleotide messenger RNA. It is a transcript of the gene centrocortin, whose product is annotated as cerebellar degeneration-related protein 2. The transcript is spliced from 10 exons. The record is from RefSeq and is a predicted model, not a curated record. Bases 7671 to 9923 code for a protein of 750 amino acids. NCBI's taxonomy places the organism in Eukaryota, Metazoa, Arthropoda, Insecta, Diptera, Cecidomyiidae.